Messenger RNA from Aspergillus thermomutatus, 1473 nucleotides. RefSeq lists its product as uncharacterized. Gene Ontology annotation, molecular function: flavin adenine dinucleotide binding; monooxygenase activity. Lineage: Eukaryota; Fungi; Ascomycota; Eurotiomycetes; Eurotiales; Aspergillaceae. Bases 1 to 1473 code for a protein of 490 amino acids. The record is from RefSeq and is a predicted model, not a curated record. The transcript is spliced from 5 exons.
AUGACGCAAAUGAGAAGCAAAGACAUUCUUCCUAGCUUACUUGAUGCGCUGCCAUCUGCGAGGAUCUCCGACGAUGUCGACCUUGCGUCCAUCGCCAGUCCCUUCGCCGACUGUCUUGCGCGCUUGUCUGCAUCCGAUUUCGCCGAGGUCGCUAUCUGGAGAGAUUGCUUCGCACUGACUGGGACUCUGAGAACGUUCUAUUCUGCUUGGACAGUUUCCGAGGUCUAUCGCAAUCGGUGUUUGGUGCGACAAGCCCGGUCAUUUGACCUACAACCUGAGGAAGCACGUGUUGUGCGUAUUAGCCCAUCGUGUAGCUGGAUUGAUGUUCCUUUCCGGUUCGAGACCAAUGCCAGUCCUGCUGCACGUUGCUCUGGAGUCCUCUCCUUGAUCCCAUCCGGCGAAAAUGGUGAGUGGACGAUCUGGAUGCUGCAGACUGUGCUGGACCAAUUCGAGGGGUACCCCAGUGUCGACACGCUUGAUCCGACGACUCAAAGCCCCUCUGUGGGUGAUUCCACAACUCACUUUGACUGUCUAAUCGUCGGGGCUGGCCAUUCCGGCCUCAACACUGCCGGUCGACUGAAAGCACUAGGAGUGUCCUAUCUCGUCAUAGACAAAAAUCCACGAGUGGGCGACAACUGGCGUCAUCGAUACGAUUCCGCAAAGUUACACACGAUCCGAGACUAUUCCCAUCUGCCUUUUGAGCGCAACCUUGCCCAUGUCAACCAUGAGUGGCUGACCAAGGAUGAUCUCGCGGAAGGGUUCGCCGCAUGGGCAGACAGUGAGCUACAAUCCGGUACGUGGGACAACUCGCGCACAGAAUGGACCUUGAAAGUCAGACAGACCAUAGCAGGUUCCGAAAUGAUCAAGACCCUUACGUGCCGACAUGUGGUGCUAGCGACUGGUGGAGCAUGCAAUAAGCCACAGAAGCCUUUCUAUCCUGGGGAGGAUAGAUUCAGGGGAGUCAUCCAGCAUUCGAUGAGCUAUCGUAACGCAUGGGACUGGACAGGUCAACGAGGGGUCGUGGUUGGAACAGCCAACACGGCAAUUCUGAAUGACCAUACACUACUCGAGACAUCCUAUCGCACACUCUUCGCCGGGCCAUUGGCAGUAAGCCGCCUCGUGACCAUGGCUGCCUUGAACACCCAAGCAGAGGCUGAGCCAGAGCGAUUCGCCGCACUGGAGCGAGUCGGCUUCAGGACGGAACGUUACGGAGACCUCAUUUCCCUUCUCAGUGAGCGCUUCGGGGGUCAUUACAUGGAUAUUGGGGCUUCCGCCAAGAUAGCGCAGGGCUUGAUCAAGGUCAAGUCUGACAGCCAGCUCAUAUCGUACACUGAAGACGGUCUCGUGUUUGAGGAUGGGACUCAUUUGCCAGCCAAUGUGAUUCUCUAUGCCACCGGAUUUACAGGAAACCUCCAGGACUCAGUACAGGAAUUCUUUGGCGAGGAGAUCCAUGCGCAGGUGGAGGAUUAUUAG